Molecule: messenger RNA, 1575 nt
Organism: Colletotrichum higginsianum IMI 349063
Lineage: Eukaryota; Fungi; Ascomycota; Sordariomycetes; Glomerellales; Glomerellaceae
Product: Cytochrome p450 1a2
Exons: 1
Coding region: 1-1575 (524 amino acids)
Molecular function (GO): heme binding; oxidoreductase activity, acting on paired donors, with incorporation or reduction of molecular oxygen; iron ion binding
Source: RefSeq, a predicted model, not a curated record
AUGGCCCUUGUCCGGCUACUAGCCGUCCACAGCACGCCCCUUGCCGCAGUAUGUCUGCUUCUGACCGCGUGUCUCGCCCUGCGCGCCGUCGUCGCCCGGCACCAGUCCCGCAGACGGCGGCGGCAGGGUGUUCCGCUGCCCCCCGGCCCCCCCGGCGAGCCGAUCCUGGGCCACCUCCGCGUCAUCCCAACCGACAACCCGGAACACGCCUACGCCGCGUGGUCGAAAGAGUACGGGUCCGACGUGCUGUACUUCAACGUCCUGGGCCAGGACGUUGUCGUCCUCAACUCGGUCCGCGCCGCCGUCGACCUCCUGGACCGGCGCGGCGCCAACUACUGCGACCGCCCGCGCUUCGUCCUGUUCGAGGAGAUGGGCUGGCGGCGCACGCUGACGUUCCUGCGGUGGGGCCCCGCGUUCCGGAUGCACCGCAGCGUCCUGCAGAAGAGCCUCUCGCGGACGAGCAUCCCGGCGUACCGCGGCCUGCAGCAGAAGGAGGCCCGGACGCUGGUGGAGGGCAUCGUGAGGGAUCCCGGGUCGUGGGAGACGGCCUUGCGGAGGUUCGCGACGGCGGUCGUGAUGAGCAUCGGCUUCGGGGUCGACGUGGAGAGCGACGACGACCCGUAUAUCCGGAUCGCCGCGGACGCGUCGUACGCCCUCGGCCACGGAGGGGCGCCGGCCGGGACCCUUGUCGACUAUUUCCCCCUACUGAGGCAUCUGCCGGACUGGCUGGUCAGAGACCGCUCUCUCAAGUUCGCGCGGGACUGGAAAUGGGCCAUCCGGCAGCUCCACGACGUGCCGUAUGCGGCGGUGGUGGCGCAGAAGAGUCCGGAACACAGCCUAGUUAAAAUCAUGCUCGAUCUGCAAAGAGAACAGGCGGCAGCAGGGUCUCCAGAGUUGGCGGUGGACGACAUAAAGGGGGCCGCAGGGGCGGUCUACGCCGCGGGUCAGGACACGACCUGGUCCACCCUCGUCGUCUUCGUCCUCAACAUGGUCCUCCACCCCGAGGUGCAGGAGAAGGCCCAGAGGAUGAUUGACGAGGUCGUCGGAGACGCCAGGCUACCCACGUUUGAGGACCGACCGAGGCUGCCGUACAUCGACUACAUCGUCCAGGAGACCCUGCGAUGGUGCCCCGUUUCCCCCCUCGGGGUGCCCCACCGCUCUUUGGAGGACGACGUAUACAACGGCAUGUUCAUACCGAAAGGUUCCUUCGUCUACGCGAAUGCCCGCGCCAUGACGCACGACGAGCGCACGUACUCGGAUCCCGGCCGCUUCGAUCCCGAUCGGUACGGCCCCGUCGAGCAAGGCGGCCGCGGCGAGCCGUUCCCCGUAGGGCAUUUCGGCUUCGGCAGGAGGUUGUGCGUAGGGCAACAUCUCGCCGAGGCCAACGUGUGGAUUGUAGUCGCCUCUCUGCUCGCGGCGGUCGAAAUAGGAAGAGAAAUAGGCCCCGAGGGAGAGGAGGUUGUACCCGAGGUGGAGUUGACUAACGGCCUUACAAGUCACCCUAAGCCCUUCCCGUGUCGAAUCAAGGCCAGGGAUCAGCGACGUUGGGGUUUGCUAGGUGCUCGUAGUGUAUAA